Molecule: messenger RNA, 1835 nt
Organism: Procambarus clarkii (red swamp crayfish)
Lineage: Eukaryota; Metazoa; Arthropoda; Malacostraca; Decapoda; Cambaridae
Product: peptidyl-prolyl cis-trans isomerase sig-7
Biological process (GO): protein peptidyl-prolyl isomerization
Cellular component (GO): nucleus
Molecular function (GO): RNA binding; peptidyl-prolyl cis-trans isomerase activity
Source: RefSeq, a predicted model, not a curated record
UAGACUCGAAUGUUGAGUGUUUACGUUUGUGUGAGGCUGUGGAGUAGCGGCGCCCCUGAGUGCCUUCCCUGAGUGCCUCCGUCCUCAGUGGUGGAGUGGCGACGCUGCCGCUGGUGGCAGCCUACCAGUAGUAGUAGUGGAGUGGGAGACCCAGGGAAGUCCUGGGGUGAGGCCUGAACAAGAUGUCUGUUGUGAUAGAAACGACAGUGGGGGACAUUACCAUAGACCUCUUCACAGACGCCAGGCCUCGGACAUGCAUGAACUUCCUGAAGCUGUGCAAAAUGAAGUACUACAACCUAAAUUUGGUCUUCAGUGUGGAACGAAACUUUAUUGCUCAAAUGGGUGAUCCAUCUGCAACUGGACGUGGGGGUGAAUGUAUAUUUAAGAAAAUGUUUGGAGACCAAGCCAGUUUUUAUGAAGGAGAGAAGCUGCCAAUAAUCAAGCACACACACAUUGGCACUGUAUCUAUGGUUUCAUGCGGCAGUCAUUUAUUUGGAUCACAGUUCUUCAUAACUUUGGGCGAAAACUUGGAUUCACUGGAUGCUGAACACUUGGUAUUUGGUAAAGUUGUUGAAGGAAUGGAGGUAAUCUGCAAGCUGAAUCAAACACUAACUGAUGACAAGAAUCGGCCAUACCAAGAUAUUCGAAUCUCCCAUACAGUUGUUUUAGAUGAUCCGUACCCAGAUCCAAAAGAGGUUGAAUUUCCUGACGAGUCUCCAAAACCUACCCGAGAUGUGUUUGAAUCAGAUUACAUUGCAGCUGAUGAGACUAUUGAUGACACGGAAGGUAAGACAAUGCUGGAAAUACAGGAAGAAAUAGAAGAAAGGGAAGCCAAAGCUAGAGCUACAAUCCUUGAAAUGGUUGGUGAUUUACCAGAUGCUGACAUGGCACCUCCAGAAAAUGUUCUUUUUGUAUGCAAGCUGAAUCCAGUUACAACCUCGGAAGAUUUAGAAAUUAUAUUCAGUAGAUUUGGGAAGAUUAAGUCAUGUGAGGUGAUACGUGACAGAAUAACAAAUAAUUCACUUCAUUAUGCAUUUAUAGAAUUUGCUGAAACAAAAUCCUGUGAAGAUGCUUACUUCAAGAUGGAUAACGUGUUAAUUGAUGACCGUAGAAUACAUGUAGAUUUUAGUCAGUCGGUUUCAAAGAUUAAAUGGCGAGGUAAAGGACGAGGAGUAGAGCUCUUUGAUGAUAGUGGACGACGAAUUGAUGAUAAAAGAGGUCAAAGAUAUGAUCCUACCAAAGAAUACAGUAACCAUUCAAAGAAUAAGAAUAAGAGUGUUGCAAAAGGUCAGCCUUCAGAAAAAGAGUCACGACACCUAGAUCAUGGACGACCUCAAGCUUUGGAGAGAGAGAGAAGAUCUCCUCACAGACAUUUGGAUGGCAACAGUAGAGAUAGACAUGAUGAAGCAAAACACUUGUCCAGGGAUAAUAAAAAUGGCAAGAAUAUACGACAAGACAAGACUGAAAGAGACGAGAGACACGAAUCUGCUAAGCGAAGCCAUGCCGAGAUAGAGGACAGUGAUGAUGUUCCAAGUGACAAAGAAGCUAGGGAUAAAAUGCUCAAACACCUGAAGAAGUCGCUUAAAAAGAAAAAAAAGAAAAAUAAGAAGCACGAUAGUGAUACUGAUAUUUCCAAUACAGAGAAGAAGAAAAAGAAGAAUAAAAAGAAGAAGAAAAGAAAGAGAGAGAGUCAAAAUGAGAAAGAUUCUGAUUCAGACUCAGAAUCAAAGAAGAAAUGCAAGAAGAGUAAAAAGAAAAAGAAGAAAAGGAAGAAGGAAAAUUCUUCAUCAGAUAGUUCUGAAUAACAUACUUUUGCAAUAAAACUUGAAUAAUCA